UUGAUAAUAUAUAUUCUCGCGAUGACAAAGCAAUGUCAUUUUUGCCAGUGAACUCGAGAAAAAUAAACAAAACAGCCAAAUAAUAUAUAAUUUUGUUCUUCUGUGUGAGCUAAGACGACAUGGCAAUAACCAACCCAACAUACGAUGACGCACUUGUUGACGAUUUUGGAGAAUAUUCGCAACUUCUUGGACAUCUCAGUGAAUCGUUAAAUGAACUCGAAUUAGAAGACGAAGACAAAGAGUUAACUGCAAGCAGUUUACAACUAUCCAAAACCACACACGACGGGAAAGUAUUAACAUGGCGAAAAGGACCUGCACCAGUGGACCAAAGAGAUGGAAUUGUGACAACUAAAUUGGCCUCCCUCCAAGGAGUUCAUGAAAUGGGUAGCGAUCCCGCUGCAUUACAUGCUAGUGGAAACAUGUCUUCGAACCAACAGAACAACAGGACGGCUUCAGUGGCACUGCUAAAUUAUUUUGCAUUUCUUGGCACCACCAAUGAAAAAUCUAGGGCCGAUUACGCCUAUAUGGAAAACUUGCUGCUUAGUGCAGACAUUAACCAUACUGAUGUAUUCGGACAGUCCAUCAUGCAUGAAGUUGCCAGAGAAUGGCAUACUGAUUUGGCAUACUUUUUAAAAGUUAAAGGAGCUGAUAUAGAUAAGUCGGACAACUUCGGACGCACUCCACUCUUUGUUGCGGUUGCGUCGAAUAACCUAGAAAUGACCGAAUGGUUAAUCAAAAAUGGCGCUAAUAUAAAUCAUCGAACUAUGGAGGGACAAGAACAGACAGCACUGCACUUUGCUGCAAAAUUUGAUGCACUAGAAGUGUUCAUGGCAUUGAUGAAACAUGGCGCAGAUCCAUUUGUUUUGGAUGCAAAACAAAGAACACCUUUCUUCUUAGCUGCAGAAUACGGACUAAACCGAAUGUGUACAUAUAUGUUAAAGAUAGGCUUGCCUACGUGUUCGUAUAACGAUUGCGGAAUCUGCUGCAUUGACUUUAUUUUGGACAAACUUCCAUAUGAUUCUUCUGUGAUUGCAUUGAAUCAAUAUGUCGCCACUGACCAGGUGCUGGGGAAAGAAAAGUACUACAUCAAUUGUCUGGGAAAACGAAGAUGGAGAUUGUUAAACAGUGCAAAGAAUGAGGACGAGUACAAGAUACAUCCGACCGAUCCCCCUGUACCACUUGAUAUAAUAGUGGAAAACAAAGACCUUGAGCUGAUAACCCAUCCCGUCAUAUUGGAAUUAAUUGCGUUGAAGCGAGAGAAAUAUGGGUUCAAAUACAACGUGGCUAACAUAGCUAUGUACCUUCUUUUCACGAUUGUUUGGACGAUAGCAAUUUCACUUAGAGGUUUUGAACACAAAAAGACACCUGUUUUAGUCUUUACUGUUCUUGGACAACUGCUCACAAUUCUGUUUAUCAUUAAGUUGUCAAAGGAGUACUCAGCAAACGUACAAUAUUUCAAGGCCAAGAAACAAAGCAUUUUAGAAGGUGUGGAGGAGAACAAAAAGUAUUGUCAUCCACGCUGGGAGGUCGAAGGAAACAUGCUGAAAGAAAUUAGUGAUAAUGCAGAAAUGUUGAGUGCCACGUUUUGGAGAGAUGGUUGGAACUUCGUUGAAGGAUUCUGUUUGCUUAUGGCGAGCGUUCAAACGAUUCUAACAGUAACUUUAGCAAUAGUGAAUCCAUCACAUGGUACUUAUAAAAUUAGAUCAUAUUACUCUGCCAUAUUUGUUGUUGUCGUUUGGAUACGGUUGAACCGAUCUCUGAGGUUAGUUCAGUCAGUUGGACCAUUCAUCGCUAUGUUGGGUGAAUGUGUGAUCGCUACUGCAAGAUUUGCUUUCCUGUUCUUCGAGUUUUUUAUUCCGUUCUCAGUUUCAUUUUGGAUUACAUUUGGUGGCGUUCGGAAAGGAAGUGCUGGUGGCGAGUACGAAACAUUCAAUGAUAUGUUGUAUCAAUUAUAUCUUCUUACAAUCGUAGGAGACUACGAUUAUGAUACAUUAAAAGCCGUUAAUAAGAUUCCUUCUCAAAUUUUUGUUGGCUUGUACGUGAUUCUAGUCAGCGUGAUCAGUUUGAACCUGUUUAUUGCGCUGCUGUCUGAAGCAGUUGCCAGGGUUAAUCAAACUGCAUUAGCUACAACUUUCUUGAAAGAAGCUGAAGAACUUGUCACUCUGGAAAGACUUUUUCCAUACUUGAGAAAGGAGUUUGACGUAUAUGCUAACAAAUAUUAUGCACCUGAAUUAAAAGAUGUUUCUCGUAUUUCAACAAGUGAGAUGUAUAAUUCCAAGAAAAUGAUUUUUGACAUGUCGAGAUCUAUGCAAUUUUUAAAAGACGAUCUUUGUACGAUAAUGGAUACUCAUGUUGAAUUACAGAAAAACAUGCAAGAAGAAGAAAUGGCUAUAAAAACCUUCCGUCAACUAUACAGUAAAGAAAAAAUUGAAGAAAUCAAUUCUCUUUUCGAUAACGUGUUUGAUUUUCAGACAACUAAAUUAAACAAGAUUCACAGAGUUACAAGAAACACAUUCAACCGUUUCAUGAAGAAACAAUUUUUAGAUAGUCUUUCGGAUGAAAACAGUUCGUGAAAGCAUUGAGGUCAAAACAGAGAUGGUGGAAAAUAUUGCAUUUACGAAUAUGAAAAUCGAAUGUAAUUUAUUUUUUGUAAAUAAACUUGUAUAAAAAUAAUUAUAAUUAAAAUAGGAAAGAUAAAAUGAAUAUUGCUCCA
This is a messenger RNA of Hydractinia symbiolongicarpus, 2713 nucleotides long. RefSeq names its product transient receptor potential channel pyrexia-like. Gene Ontology annotation, biological process: calcium ion import across plasma membrane. Lineage: Eukaryota; Metazoa; Cnidaria; Hydrozoa; Anthoathecata; Hydractiniidae. The coding region runs from base 120 to 2573 and encodes 817 amino acids. Gene Ontology annotation, molecular function: protein binding; calcium channel activity. The record is from RefSeq and is a predicted model, not a curated record. The transcript has 11 exons. Gene Ontology annotation, cellular component: membrane.